AUGCUCAGUUCGGUGUGUGUAUCCUCUUUCAAAGGGCGCAAGGGUGGGAACAAGUCGUCCAACAAAGCAUGUUACAGCGCAGACAUGACUUGUCCGUCGGAAAGCGAGAAAAUCGUGAUAAACUGCGGGGGGGUGCGGCAUGAGACCUACCGGAGCACCCUCAAAACGUUGCCCGGUACCCGUUUAUCGUGGCUCACCGAGCCGGACGCGUUCAGCAACUUCGACUACGACCACAAAUUAGAUGAGUUUUUCUUCGACCGCCACCCGUCCGUGUUUUCCUUCAUCCUCAACUAUUACCGCACCGGGAAGUUGCACUGUCCCAACGAUGUGUGCGGUCCCCUGUUCGAAGAGGAGCUGGCUUUCUGGGGUAUCGAUGAGACGGACGUGGAGGCGUGUUGCUGGAUGAAUUACCGGCAGCAUCGGGAUGCGGAGGAGGCACUGGACAGCUUUGAGAAUCCAGAACCGGACGCGCCGGACGACGAACCGGCGCUGGGCGGUGCGGAUGGGGACUUGAAAAGACUGUGCAUGCAAGAGGACGCAAGGAAAGCGGGCUGGUGGAAAACCUGGCAGCCCCGAAUAUGGGCACUGUUUGAGGACCCGUAUUCCUCUAAAUAUGCUCGGUAUGUGGCAUUUGGCUCCCUUUUCUUCAUCCUCAUCUCCAUCUCCACUUUCUGCAUGGAGACACAUGAGGCCUUCAACACCAUCCUCAACAAGACAGAAAACGUCACAGUGGGCAACACAACCCGUGAGGAGAUUGUAUACGAGGUGGUGACUGACAGCUGGUUGACAUACGUGGAGGGCGUGUGCGUCAUUUGGUUCACCAUUGAGGUUCUGCUGCGAGUCACCUUCUGCCCAGACAAGCUGGAAUUCUUCAAAAGCAGCCUCAACAUCAUCGACUUUGUCGCCAUCCUGCCCUUCUAUCUGGAGGUGGGCCUGAGUGGGCUGUCCUCCAAAGCUGCCAAGGAUGUCCUGGGGUUCCUGCGUGUUGUCAGGUUCGUCCGUAUCCUCCGAAUCUUCAAGCUGACCCGCCACUUUGUGGGCCUCCGUGUCCUGGGCCACACCCUGCGUGCCAGCACCAAUGAAUUCCUCCUGCUUAUCAUCUUCUUAGCCCUUGGAGUCCUCAUCUUUGCCACCAUGAUCUACUACGCUGAACGAAUCGGCGCAGACCCAGAUGACCCAACCGCCAGCGCCCACACCAACUUCAAGAACAUUCCCAUUGGAUUUUGGUGGGCCGUUGUGACUAUGACCACACUGGGCUAUGGAGAUAUGUACCCAGAGACGUGGUCAGGGAUGCUGGUGGGUGCUCUGUGUGCCUUGGCUGGUGUGCUGACCAUCGCCAUGCCUGUACCUGUAAUUGUCAACAACUUCGGCAUGUACUACUCUCUGGCCAUGGCCAAACAAAAGCUGCCCAAAAAGAAAAACAAACAUAUUCCCAGAGCACCCCAACCCGGGUCCCCCAACUACUGCAAACCAGAUGCCCUGGCUAUGGCUACUGCAUCACCGCAAAGGCUCUUGGGAAAUGUCCUAGGUGGAGUGAUGGGGCCUAGUGGCAAUGGGGGAGACUGUCCUCUAGCCCAAGAAGAAAUUAUAGAGAUUAACAGAGAUUCCAAGCAGAACGGCGAUGCAGCUUCGGCCGCCCUGGCUAACGAGGACUGUCCCACCAUCGACCAGGUGCUGAGCCCAGACGAGAGGAGCCCUAUUGGGCGAGGGCCUACUCGAGAACGCUACCAGCAGGACCGCGCCUGCUUCCUGCUCAACACCAGGGAAUUCCGUGCCACAGAUGGGAAUGUGCGGAAAGGUUGUGUCAUAUCACGCGUGUCAACAGGCUACGAUAAAUCUUGCAGUCUCAAUAACAUAUCGGGAAUGGCUGGGUCAUCACUGCGGCUUGCUCCUAUCACUAGUCCACCCUUUGAAACCUACGAGGCCCCAGGACCCCUGCACCGCUGUCGCUCCCCCAUCCCCUCCAUUUUGUAG
Molecule: messenger RNA, 1974 nt
Organism: Cyclopterus lumpus (lumpfish)
Lineage: Eukaryota; Metazoa; Chordata; Actinopteri; Perciformes; Cyclopteridae
Gene: kcnc3b
Product: potassium voltage-gated channel, Shaw-related subfamily, member 3b
Exons: 5
Coding region: 1-1974 (657 amino acids)
Biological process (GO): protein homooligomerization; potassium ion transmembrane transport
Cellular component (GO): neuronal cell body membrane; axon; voltage-gated potassium channel complex
Molecular function (GO): protein binding; delayed rectifier potassium channel activity
Source: RefSeq, a predicted model, not a curated record